AUGCCGUCACGACAGACAGGCCCUGGUUCCAAGGCAGAAGACCAAGCAAGGCCGGGCCGCGGUGGCUGGGGGCCAACAUGGGCACACACUCACGCCUCAACAACCUUCUGUCAGCUUCGUCCUGGACUCAUAUAUCUCAGCUGGUUGUCCAUUCGUAUUGCGCCAGUUUGCUGUUGGACACGUUUUCCUUGGGUGCUGCUCGAAACCGUCUCUUGCUGUUUGCUCCCUCAUCUACUGUACCUGUCUAUCCAACUAUAUAUAUCCUCCCAAACCCCCCACCCACCAGACCAGACGGAUCGGCGCACGAAUCACAGCCUGAUCGCAAACCACCAGUCCAAACCCACAACCAACUCCCCCAAUCCAGCCCCAGCGCACUCCCGACAAACCCUCACCAUGUGUCUCGUCAAAGUGCGCAAAGAAGAAGAAGUCGACGUAGUCCCCUACCGGCGCGUAGUCCGGCGCGACCCCUCCCCAAGACGACACUCGCACCAAUCUGUCCGCCGCAUCUCCCGCACAGAAGUGAUCCGCGAGCACGAAUCCCCCCGUCCAUCCGCAUCCUACAUCGCAGUGCCCGCCCCGAAACCCCUCCCCAUCCCCGCUCCGCAGCCCGCGCCCGUCUUCUACGAACAGCCCGCGCCUCCACCUCCUCCGUCAGUCUCUCACCACCAUCACCAGGACCGCGCGCACUACGUCGAAGUCACGCCGCAUAGCCCCCGCAGCUCGUAUAGCAGUCACUCGCCGAGUCGCGCGAGCGACUACGUGGUGCAUGAGCGCGAGUAUCGGAGGCAGCAGCGCAGAGAUUAUAGCCCCGAGGAGAGGAGUCCACGGUAUGAGCAUUUUCGGUAUGUAGAGGGGCCUGAGAACGAGCGGUAUGAGAGGAGGAGGAGUAGGAGUCGCGUUAGGAGUGUGAGUCGGGGACCGCCUUCGUCGGCGGAUUAUGGGGAGAGGGUUACGAGGGAGAGGGUUAGUGUGCAUGUUGGGGAAGGGAGGAGGAGUAGAGAUUACAGGGGGGAUUAUUAUCGGUGAGGGUGGGAGUUGUUCAUUCAGAAGGAGUUUUUGGAGGAAUGGGGGGGUUUCUUUUCUUUUCUUUUCUUUUCUGUCUGUUACGUUUUGAUGAGUUUUGUUUUGUUUGGCCUUGAGCGUGGCGUAUGGGUAUGAUUAUGAGGCAUGUUUUUUCUCCUUCUCUGUGGAUUGAUGGGAUAUCUUCUUUGAUCGUAUCCCGUCUGAACGAGGGCUUUUUAUUAUCCUUGACUUCUAUAUUCUCUAGUUUGAUGAAGGAUUGAGUGGCAGUAUGUUUAUAUCUCUCCCGGCAACUCAGUGUAAACAAAAGAAACAUAGCUAGCCCGUGUAUGACAUCAGUCUUUUCAAUGUUCCUGCACCGCCUUUUGCGGCUC
This is a messenger RNA of Periconia digitata, 1394 nucleotides long. Lineage: Eukaryota; Fungi; Ascomycota; Dothideomycetes; Pleosporales; Periconiaceae. The record is from the annotation of a GenBank genome assembly.